Messenger RNA from Colletotrichum scovillei, 2872 nucleotides. RefSeq lists its product as uncharacterized. The transcript is spliced from 2 exons. NCBI's taxonomy places the organism in Eukaryota, Fungi, Ascomycota, Sordariomycetes, Glomerellales, Glomerellaceae. The coding region runs from base 565 to 2229 and encodes 554 amino acids. The record is from RefSeq and is a predicted model, not a curated record.
CUGAAAGCCAAUUGCGUUCCUUCGCUUCCCACUCUUUUCAGUCCAAGUGGAUCCACUCUCCCAUCCGUCUCCCUCAUCAAACCCCCAUUCCCACCCGUCCUCCUCUUUCCUUCUCUCCUGUUCACCAACCGUCCCCGAGCCGUCUGGGAAAUAUAGACAACCUCGCCGUCGCAGUCGUUGUCGUCGAAUAUUGCCAGCGCUCACUUUACGACCUCGUGAUUGAAAUCGAAGGAGCAAGAAGGAACUGUUAUUCUUGGGAACGCCUUUGCCUGGUCACUGGCCCGAAAGUACGUGAAUCGGUUGCUGCUUGGAGGAAAACGGCCUCGCACCCUGCGUUCCAUUCUGUCGGGGCACUACACAAGUCACCGGAUCCCCACAACCAAAGAAUCGAGAACGGCGCAGGCGUUUCUGAGGCCUCUCUCCUGCAUCAGCCACGUAGAGUGCAAUUCGGUUUUCUAACAUUCUUCUUCAACUAGACCUGUGCAAGGCCAUCGAUCGUUGGGAUCGAUUGAUAUCAAGUCUAGUCUCGACAACAGUCCCGACGACAAUCCCACAACAUUCACCAUGCCGGUCGAUAUCAGCCGCCACGUCCAGCUGGACCACAUCGGAGAAUCCGAGAGUUAUGAGGACAGGCCGACGCGGUCUGGCUCGAGGAUGUGGUAUGAGCUCAAGGUUUUGCAGCAACCUGAGCGUGCUCGUGCAUGCGGAUCUGGUCAGAAGUCCGCGGCCGAUAGACGCCCCGUCGAUCCUCCCCCCGUGGUGCAGUUGCACGUCUACGAGGGACCUACCAGAGCCGAAGCUACCGAUAUCACUUUCAACUACCGCGCCAACUUCUUCCUCUAUGCUGAGCUGACACCCGCGCGUCCCAUGGCUCAUGGACGCGUUCAAACUCCCGCGGCAACUUCACCUCCUGUCUUGACUGGUAUGCCGGUUUCGGGUAUGGCUUAUCUCGACAGGCCCACAGAGGCAGGCUACUUCCUGUUCCCCGACCUUUCGGUUCGUCAUGAAGGACGCUACGUCUUGGCCUUCCACCUGUACGAAGACGUGAAGAGGGCGGAGGAUCGUGAACCGGGCGGCGACGCGGAUGAUGAGGAUGAGAACCCCUGCUUCCAGUACAGAAUGGCUGUCAAGUCGGUGCCAUUCAACGUCUUCAGCGCAAAGAAGUUCCCUGGUCUCACCGAGAGCACCAACUUGAGCAAGACUAUCUCUGAACAGGGAUGUCGUGUGCGUAUUCGCCGUGACGUUCGCAUGCGAAGACGCGACGGAAAGCCGACAGGAAACGAGUUCGACACCAACCCCGAAAACGAAUUCAGGAGCACCGCCAGGAGAACACAGACGCCAGAGAUUCGUAGCAAUGCGGAACAGUAUCGUGCGAGGUCGACGAGUAACAGCAGCGAGCACCGCGCCGCAUACCCGCCUGCUCCGGAACGCAAACCAUCUCUCAUUGAGAACUUCAAAGCCGAGACUUUCCAAGCGCCGCCACCGCCGCCGCCGCCCAUGUCAUACGGUCCAGCCCCGUCCACCAACGUUCACCUGCGAUUUGGAUCCGAUGCCUCGAGUGCACCCUACCCUCCCCAUCAAUAUGCCCAACCUUCAGCGCAGCCGCCGCCCAUCUCUCCUACCACGGCCUCGUACCAGUCUCAGCAGCCUUCGCCUUACCAACCCGCAAGCUACGGCUACUCGAGCAGACCCAGCUCUCAGUACGCCUCGAGCAACCCGCCUCCCACGCCCCGCGAUUCGUACGACAGACGGCCGUCUGCCAUGAUGGUGCCACCUUCUCCUUCUGUGUACGGUCCGGGAGCAAGGGAUCACGACAUGGCCAGGCGCGAUUCGGACUACAGGAGAGAUUCUCUUCCUCCUCGCCAGCUUGCCCCAGUUUCCGAUCUGCCGCACAUGGGCACCAAACUCCCGCCUAUGCUGCCUUCCAUCGAGAAGCUCACUGCUCCUCCCAUGGCGGGUCGUUCAGAAUUCAUCGAGGCUGCUCCUCCCAGCUCUCACAACCCCGUCUACGAGUCAGCACGCGCAGGCACCAAGCGUGGGUACGGAGACACCUUCAUCGACAGCCAGCGCCCCUUGUACGACAGGCAACGCCCACAGGAUCCUCACCACAACAGCGCUCAUUACAACCACCGCUACGUUGUGCAAGAUCCUCUUGAGUACAAGCGUGCCGAUGGCACAUUUGGUGUGAAGCCGGCAAAUGAAUACUACAAGACUGUCAACCCGCAAUGAGGUUCCGGUGCACUUGCUUAACGGCGUUUCGGCGGCUUCGUAUUAAGGGCGGUGGUAUCUUGCAUCCAAGCGUUCUUGGGCAAUGGGGCGUUUGGAAGGAUCGGAGACAACUUUUCGAAUUGUAUAUACCAACUGGGAGUCAGUCAUCAUUUACGGCACCCCUCGGAAACCAAGUUUCUUUCCCUAUGUUCCUCCCAACACUCAACACACACACUCUCUCUCCGAUCUUGAUGGCCGUUUUACUUGGCCAUGAGCGAUCAUCUUUACUUUCCUACCAUGUCUUACUUGAUCAUGAUUCAGACUGGAAUUGAAAACGAAACGACUUUUCGAUGUUCACGAAGACAGGCACAUCCGAGUGAGCUUUAAUGUGUCAUUGGUCUUGCUUUGUUAUUUCCUUGUGUCUAGUUGGGCAGGAGUACUGCAUGGAUUGAUAGUGGGUUGUCCACUGUGCCCCGUGGGCAAUGGGGUCAAUUAGUUUAAACUUUUGUAUAGGAAAAUGGAAAAAGGUUCCAAUGUUGAAAGAUGCUAUCGAUGUUUUGCCCAUCCUUUCUCGUGACGUUGACAGGUGACGCCAGGCUCUGAUAGGGGGGUGAGAUGAAUAACGGCUCCUAUGAGAGACGAGCCCUACGAUGUGACUAUCUCG